AUGGAAUGCAAGGAGCCGACAUUAGCAUCAAGAAUCACAAGUCACGUAUGUAGUCUCUACUCUGUUAAUCAUGACAUCUACGUUUCUCAAAUCAAUUGUCCAACCACAGCUCGAACACGGUCAAAAGAAAAUAAAAAAACUUCCAUAACAAUACCUUCUGAAGGUAUUUCAGCCGGGGAGCUUCAUUUGAUGUCAAAUGUUUUACAAAAAUUUCAAAGACACCUUGAGGCCGUAUCUAAUUUGGGUGAAAGACUUUCACAUUUGGGAAUUCUGCGACCUGGUGACAUCCAUUCAAUAAUUUCAAGCUUCCCUCAGGUCCAAUCCCAGACGACAGGUCAACUUAAUUUGAGUUCUCAAACUAUAGCAAAGCCAUUAAAUUUGUAUCUCAGGGGAUUAAAGCCCGUGAAACAGGUGGCGGACCGAGAUGAAUACAUCAAUCUAUUCACAGCGUUUAUGGAAAAUUACAUAGCUUUCAAGGAUUGUGUUGAGUUGGCAUUGAGCUCCGCAGAAAGAGCAUAUUCACAAGCAACUCAGCCGGUUCAAAACACCUUAUCCAAGGUAUCUGAUUGGAGUACAACUACUAUCACAGCCCAAGAUCACAGAGAGUUGUCCAGUGAAUCAUCGGAAAGUGAUUCCUCAGAGCUGAUUGUCAGAAUGCUGGUCCCCAAUAUGGAAUAA
This is a messenger RNA of Melampsora larici-populina 98AG31, 678 nucleotides long. RefSeq lists its product as uncharacterized. Lineage: Eukaryota; Fungi; Basidiomycota; Pucciniomycetes; Pucciniales; Melampsoraceae. Bases 1 to 678 code for a protein of 225 amino acids. The record is from RefSeq and is a predicted model, not a curated record. The transcript is spliced from 2 exons.